CUAUGUGAAGCUAGCGAUAUAUUUUGUUGUGAAGGUUUUCUUAUUUAAUCCUCCCAAAUGCCCAAAUUUUUAUUUCUGUUUAUUACAAUAGUGAUUGGAAACCCGUCAAUCAAUCGAGUAUUGAAAAAUAAUUGCAAAUCCAGCUUGCUGAUCUCAUGGAAUCCACAUAAAAAUGCAGUCGGAUUUCCUCACAGAAUCUAUCUAACGUCCGCUGUAUUGAAAAGGGAAAAUAAAACUAUUUGGAUAGAUUCACCAACAUCUGGAGAACAAACACUUGAAGUUAAUGAAUUUUCAUCCAUUGCUAGAUCCAAAGUUGAGAUUACAGCAUGUGUGACCAAGCUUGAAUGCCAUCCCACCCAUUCUGCGAUCAAGACCAUCAUGACCGGUGAAAUAAACCAGCCGAUUGAGCCAGUACUGCUUGCUCAGUACAAAGAUAACCAAACAUGUGUAAUAUCCUGGACGAUGUCUAACAAUAUAACAAGCAAUACCGGCCCCUAUUCUGUGAAACUGCACCUAAUCUCUACUGUUAUUGGAUCCUUGCAUUCGUCAAAACAAAUGAUCAAUGUAACAACAUCGUCAAUUUCAUCAAGGUAUUGGUUUGAACCGGAAACAAAUCACGAGUACUCGGCUUCCGUACAAGACAUUUAUUGCAAUAGUCCACCUGUUGAUGCAAUUGGUUCUUGCACUGGUUUUUUAAAAAACAAAACGUCGUUCGAAUUUGACACCUUGAGUUUUGUUAUCGGGUUCAUAAUUCCUCUCCUACUUCUAUUUAUUGCAACAAUGUGUAUUAUCCGACAAAAACAACAGAUAAACAAAUUGAAAGUAUCUCCAAUUGCAACAGACCACAACUACGAAACCAUAUCUAAUAAAGCACCAAAGCCUAACCACCGCUCCCACAUCUCGGAUUCAUAUACUCAUCAAGAAACGGUUGUCUAUGAGAAACCACUUCCUUUAACAAGGAUGCAAAUCAAUGUGGAAUCAGCCUACGAACCGUACAAUGCUUGAAUUUGACAUGAAGUUGAUAGACCGAUUGUCCAAUUAAUAAUAAGUUUUGUCAAUUCCCCUGUUUAUGAACAACAAAUUUUGAUUAGUUAAAUUU
This is a messenger RNA of Styela clava, 1099 nucleotides long. Lineage: Eukaryota; Metazoa; Chordata; Ascidiacea; Stolidobranchia; Styelidae. The record is from RefSeq and is a predicted model, not a curated record.